This is a messenger RNA of Meloidogyne enterolobii, 432 nucleotides long. NCBI's taxonomy places the organism in Eukaryota, Metazoa, Nematoda, Chromadorea, Rhabditida, Meloidogynidae. The record is from the annotation of a GenBank genome assembly.
UUUAAGAAAUUGAAUGAGCAUUUAGAAGCAUUGAAGGAAAAUGAAUUUGCUACAUUUUUGACAAACAUCAAUAUAUGUAAAAAGGGUAAACAGUCCCAAAUACCUUACGAAAAGAACAAAAAAUUGCUAGCAUAUUUAGCUGAUUUAUGCAAAACUCACGAAGAAUGUUUUACUGAUUUAAACGUUAAAUUUACAUCAGCCAUUGUUGAUGUGUUCAACAUGUUUAACGACAAGUUGGAUAAAACUCUGAAGAAAGGAAAUGAUAAAGACGAAUUCGAUCAUUUCUUUGAAAAUUUUGAAAAGGAGAAAAUAGCCGAUCGUGCUGUUUUAUAUAGUCAUAAAGUUGUAAAUGGAAUUCGGAAAAAGUUGCAUUCAAAAAAUAGCAAAAAUGUUGGUGGUAAACAUGGGGAAGAGCAUAAGAAGGAAAAUUAA